Fonticula alba is the source of this 3886-nucleotide messenger RNA. RefSeq lists its product as hypothetical. NCBI's taxonomy places the organism in Eukaryota, Rotosphaerida, Fonticulaceae. Gene Ontology annotation, molecular function: RNA helicase activity; ATP binding. The coding region runs from base 53 to 3886 and encodes 1277 amino acids. Gene Ontology annotation, cellular component: mitochondrial degradosome. Gene Ontology annotation, biological process: mitochondrial RNA 3'-end processing; RNA catabolic process. The record is from RefSeq and is a predicted model, not a curated record. The transcript has 9 exons.
CCCCCCCACCGCUCCUCGCUCCCCUUCACUGGCGCUUCCUCUUCAUAGCACGAUGCUCCGGCUGUCGCUGGUGGCGCUCCGACAGGCAUCUCGGCCGGCCUUCCGGCCGACAGCCCUGGCCCGUGUGGCGCCAGUGCCCGCGGCCGCGGUGAUGCCCCCGACGACGCGAAUUCGCCUGUGUCGGCACUUUUCCUCGCUGCAUGUGGAUCGUGCACCCGACGCCGAGCACCAUGCCGGUCCCGAGCCUGUCCCCAGCAUGGGGCCCACUCCUUACGAUGGCAGCCUGCACGUCGACCCGGCAGACAUCCAGUUUGCCCUGGACAACUUGCCCACCGAUCCGACCGAGCAGCAGCAGCUCGCCGAGCGCCUGCUCCGCUCGGUCCGCGGGAACCUGACCCUGCUUCCGGAGGUGGAGCUAUUGUCCUUCCUGGCCAUUGCCCCACCCCGGCUGCUCAAUACCAUCGCCAAAAAUGUCGGCAUCUCCACGCGCAUGGAGAGGCCUGCCGUGCAGCGCGCGGUGGCCGCCCACUUCCUCAACUCGGCCACCCCCUUCGUUGAAAGUCGCUCCGCCUCCUCGGAUCCCGCCACCGGGCUGAGCUACGCGGAUCCCGCCUGGUGGGAUGGGGGCAUGUCGCCCGGGUCCGACAUCCUCAAUCAUCUGAACAAGCAGCGGCAGCAUCGGCUCUCCGUCCCCCCGGGGGCACGUCAGCUCCCGCCGCCGCCGGCCGACUUGCUGGCUGGCACGGAGUUUACAUUCUUCCUUCAGAAUCGCGCCUCCUUCGCCUAUGACCUCACAAUUCCGCCACUGGAUCUGGACGACUUGACUUCCCCCAUGACCAAGCACCUGUCCUGGGUGGCCAGGCACACGUCCAACAUGCCAAGUGUUCGCAGCCUGAAUCGCCUGCGGAAAAUGUGGAAUGAUAUGCGCCGGUCACGGCACUUCAACAACUUCUUCAUCCGGAACUUCAUCCCAUCCACCAUCCACAAGGAGUUGGCCAUCAUGUUUGAGUCCCUGCUGUUCGAUCACCCCGAUAAGCAUGGGCUUUUCCUGGGGAUGGCGCUGGAGCUGGAGCGCCUGCAGGAUCAGGAGUACAUCCAGGGGCUGAAGCUGACGCCGAAGGAGGCAGUCAUCAUGUCCAGCCGGCUGUUCAACUCCAUUUCCAAUGCCUACAUGGAGGCUCUCGGUGAGUUGGCGGCCAACUACUUCCACCCCUCGAUUUCGGCCUACCGAAACCUGUGCCAGUUCUCGGACAUGCGCAUGCCACAUGCUUUCUACCCGCAGGCGCGAUCGAUGAAGCGCAAGAUCAUCUACCAUGCUGGGCCAACCAACAGUGGGAAAACCUUCCGCGCGAUUCAGGCCUUGCGGAAGUCCGAAAGCGGCAUCUUCUGCGGGCCGCUGCGCCUGCUGGCGCUGGAGGUAUUCGACAAGCUCAACCAGGCCGGGGUGCCGACCAGCCUGCUGACCGGCCAGGAGCAAAAGCAAACCCCCGGCGCGCAGCACGCCUCCUGCACCGUGGAAAAGGCUUGCAGCCUCUUCCCCGUCAUUUCCCCGGUGGAGGUGGCCGUCAUCGAUGAGAUCCAGCUGCUGGCCGAUGCCCAGCGCGGCUGGGCCUGGACACAAGCCGUGCUGUCGGCCCCGGCCAAGGAGAUCCACGUGUGUGGCGAUGCCACGGCCAUCGACAUCCUGCAGCGCAUCACCGCCCUGACCGGCGACGAAUUCGAGGUCCACGAGUACCACCGCAGGUCCCAGCUGGCGGUCGAGAAGAGUGCCUUCGGAACGGACUUCACCAAGCUCGAGCGUGGUGACUGUGUGAUCGCCUUCUCUCGACGCGAGCUCCACAGCCUCAAGACCCGCAUCGAGUCGGAGACCAGCCACAAGUGCUGCAUUAUCUACGGGCGCCUGCCACCGGAGACGCGUGCCAUGCAGGCGCGCCUCUUCAAUGACCCCAACAGCCCGUACACCAUUCUCCUGGCCUCCGAUGCCGUGGGCAUGGGUCUCAACCUCAACAUCCGCCGAAUCAUCUUUUCGACGUUGUUGAAGUUCGACGGCACCACCAAUGUGCCCCUGUCGACGUCGCACAUCAAGCAAAUUGCCGGUCGCGCUGGCCGCAGCAGCUCCGACUGGGACAUUGGCUAUGUGACCAGCUUCUCUCCGGAGGACUUGCCCGUCAUCAAAAAGGCUCUAAAGACCGAGCUGGAGUCUGCCCAGCGAGCGGGACUCACCCCGGUUGACGAGCAGAUCAUCAACGUGGCGUCUAUCUAUCCGGAGCUCCCGCUGUCAAGCCUGGUGUCCCUCCUGCUGUCGACCGUGCAGACGGACAGCAACUACUUCGUAUGCGACACCAAGGAGUUGCUCCAGCUGGCGGACGUCAUCCAGCCGGUUCCGCUGACCCUCGAGGAGCGCCUGCUUUUCGUCCGGGCCCCGAUCAGUGCCAGUUCCGAUUCGGUGGUCUUCGCUCUGAAGCGGUUUGCCGAGCAGUAUGCCGAGGCAAAGAUUGUUGCUUUCGAGUUCCGCAUGCCCUUCCCCAGCAACAGCCGCAAGACGCUGGCCAGUCUGGAGGAGUUUUACUCAAUCGCCGAUCUGUACCUGUGGCUGAACCAACGUCUGGAUGGCUUUGUGGACGCGCUGCCGGCCGAGCUCCUGCGUAUCCAGGCGUCCCUGUCGCUGAAUAGCAUGAUCGCAAAGGCCGAUUCCAAGAAGCCGGCCAUCACCAGUCGGGAGGCCGUCGACCCCCUGCGGCUGAAUAUCGAAGACCUGCUGGCCAUUCCCCUCCUGAGUGCCCUGCCGGCGGAGGUGGCCGGCAAGCUCAUUUCCAUCGACAUGCCGCUGUUGACGGUGGCCGAUGCAUGGCAGCGCAUCGCCGACCUGGGCCUGGUGCUGUCGGACUAUGGGCAGCUUGUGCUUCCAUCGGACGAGCCUCCGGAGGAGCAAGCCUGGGAAAGUGCCGCGCAGCCCGAGCACCAGAGCAAGCCCACGCCCAACAGCCCGGAGAUCACCGGGUAUGCCGUUGACCGGGAUGAUUAUCAAUUCCGUAAGCCGGUGGUCCGCAUGCAGCGCUUCGGCAAGCAGGUGCUGGCCUCGCGCUCCGGGGACCCGAUCUUCGGGCUGGCAUUCAACCCGGACGAUGUGCCGGCCGAGGAGGCCGAGGGAGAUUCCCAGGCGCGCGACUCGUCGCCGCCGUCCGAGCGCAGUGUCACCCUGGAGGAGCUGGCCCGGCACUUCCCGCACCAGGACUUCUCCACGCUCUCGCCCUCGCAGCUGCGUGUGCUCAGCACCUUCUACCUGGACUCGAUGGACACGGAGGGGAAGGAUGCUGCGUCCGGCGGCUGGGGCGAGGCCCACAUGCCCUCGGAGCCUCAGCCACUCGAUCCUUGGCAGCAGCAGCAACAGCAGCAGCAGUAUCAGCAUCAGCAGCAUCAGCAACAGUAUCAGCAGCAUCAGCAGCAUCAGCAGCAUCAGCAACAGUAUCAGCAGCAUCAGCAGCAUCAGCAGGAUCAGCAGGAUCAGCAGCAGUGGCACACGGAUCCCCAGGAGCCGGUGAUGUCCGACUUGCAGGGUGAGCUGCUCGAUGAGGUGGCCCCUGUAGCAUCAGCUGCCUCGUCCGAGCCCACGUCCGGGUCCUCCCAUGCUUUCACCAUGGCUGCUGGCUCCUCAGUGGGCAACAGGUUCUCCUGGACCCGGAGCGGCCUGUCCAGCCCUCUGCAGGGGGUCAGCAGGAAUGGCGAAGCCACCUCGGCCAGCUCAUCUGGCAACCCGCCUGCGGCCAGCCGGGGCGGCCGGUUCCUCUUCUCGACCGGCGGGGCGUCCGGCGGCCGGGGCGGCGGCCCGCCCGCGGGCCAAUCUUCCCCGAAGCCGCCCUCUUCCUUGGGCGGCUGGGGGAUCUGA